Impatiens glandulifera is the source of this 3172-nucleotide messenger RNA. RefSeq names its product protein FAM135B-like. The transcript is spliced from 15 exons. The coding region runs from base 357 to 2750 and encodes 797 amino acids. The record is from RefSeq and is a predicted model, not a curated record. Lineage: Eukaryota; Viridiplantae; Streptophyta; Magnoliopsida; Ericales; Balsaminaceae.
AAGGGCCAUGGGGUUCACACUGACUUAAAUUAAUCGCCAAAACCACCGUCAACCUCCCUCGCCGUUUCGUUGUCAUCGAGAUCGAUCGAUCGAUCUGAGCUAGCUAGCUGCCUUCCUUUCUUCAACGCACUUCAACGACGGCCGGCGGCUGCGACGACGACGGCGGUGGCGGCCUUUCUCUCGACUUCUUACCAUCGUCCUUCAUCCAGGACGCCUUUUCCUUCUUUCGAUUACUUUUCAAUAGCCGCAAAGAUUUCCCUUUUUCAACUCUUUACCUAAGAAAUAUACAGAUUCACAAAAAGGGUAUACAGAAAAACACGACUUAGAGGAGGAGGGAUGCACGUGUGGAGAAAGUUAUGUUACUGCGGCGUCUCAGAUGGAUCAUAGGCUUCAAUCAUCAAAGACUUUCAGGAGCAGCGAUUGGCACAAAGAGAUUGCCUAAUGUAGAGAAGUCUCCUCCUGUGCCACCAAAACCACCUCCUUUGCCGACAAAGAAACGAAGAAAGAAGCCAAUGUUGGAAGCCGUGCAUGAAGUUGCCAUCUACAUUCAUCGUUUUCACAAUCUGGACCUCUUCCAGCAAGGAUGGUAUCAGAUUAAGAUUACAUUGAGAUGGGAAGAUGACCAAAAUACUAUUGGGACUCCAGCAAGAGUUGUUCAGUAUGAAGUGCCGGAUCUGGGAUCUGCUGAAUAUCAUGGUGUUUGGAAGAUUGAUGAUGAGGAUCACAGCUUCACAACUCAGCCAUUCAGGAUCAGAUAUGCGAGACAGGAUGUUUUGCUAUCUGUAAUGGUCUCAUUCAAUCUAGCUUUGGGUAAAUUUGAGGGUCCACCCACAUCUGCUGUUAUUUUGAAAUUUGAGCUUCUGUAUGCACCUAUAUCAGUUGAAGGGUCUGUUCCUCAGAUUACCAUGGAUCCUACUUCUGCAGCAGUCCAUGAGUUCAGAAUACCUCCCAAAGCACUCAUAGGAUUGCAUACUUAUUGCCCGGUGCACUUUGAUGCUUUCCAUUCCGUGCUAAUGGAAACUACUGUGCAUAUUACCCUACUAAAUGGUUUUAUUCAUAGUGCCCGAUCGAAGGUACCCAGUGAUCCUUCUGCCCUUCAAGAUGUCACCGUUGAAAUUGUUGACAAAUCAAAGCAGGUGAUGCUUGUUAGAGCUCUAUUAACUGCCCGAGAUAUACUUCUUGAGGAGCUUAAAAGUCUCAGGAAAGAAAUGGAUCAAACAAUAGAUAUGUCUGAUAUUGACAAUAUGGAUGAUUCAAAGUCAAUAAGUUCUUGGCUAAGAGGUCCUGGAGUUGCUGUUACAGAAGUUCCAGGUGAAGCAACUGGUGAAAAACAAAUGAGUUCUGAGAUAUCAAAUGGUGUUAUUGACAUUCAGAGUGAUGAAUUUCUUCAAUCCUUAUCCCCCGCAGAGAUUUUGAAUGCUUUUAACACCCUUGGCAGUCAAGUUCUGUAUUUGUGGAACAGUUUUCUGAAAUUGCACAGGGCUCACACAAAAAAGAUUCUAGAACAUCUGCAUGAUCUUUGGGCUAAUGAUCGGAAGGCUGAAUGGUCGAUAUGGAUGGUGCACUCAAAAGUUGAUAUGCAUCAUCACUACAUAAAUAGCAUGCAGCCAGUCUUGCGGAAGUUAACUGAAGAUCCUGCACAAUCUGCAGCUAUGCGUGCUGACCUUCAUAGGCGAAGCAUUGAGCAAAUGAGAAUAAAUAAUCGAUCUAUUCAAGACAUGCAUAUAUUUGGAGACCCUUUAUGCAUUCCCAUAAUUAUUGUUGAGAGAGUUAUCAAUGCUCCACUGCGAACUUCAAGUGGGAACUCAUACUUUAAUAAUCCUUCCCUUAGAGUAUCUGGUUUACUGAAUGAUAUUAGCUCCAAGCCCAAAAACAAACUCUCUGAUGAAAGCAGUAAGCAAAGUCGUGUACUGAAGAUAGUAGUAUUUGUUCAUGGCUUUCAGGGACAUCAUUUGGACCUAAGGCUUGUCCGGAAUCAGUGGCUUUUGCUUGAUCCAAAGAUCGAAGUUCUGAUGUCGGAGGCAAAUGAAGAUAAAACAUCUGGCGACUUCAGGGAAAUGGGACAAAGAUUGGCUCAAGAAGUGACUUCUUUUGUCAAAAAGAAAAUGGAUAAAGCCUCAAGAACUGGACAUUUAAAAAGUAUAAAGAUUAGCUUUGUUGGGCAUUCAAUUGGAAACAUCAUACUAAGAACUGCCUUGACAGAGGAGAUUAUGGAACCCUAUUUGAGAUACUUGUACACAUAUCUAUCUGUAUCUGGUCCACAUUUAGGCUACCUGUACAGUUCAAACUCUCUGUUUAAUUCUGGGCUGUGGCUCCUGAAGAAGCUCAAGAGCACACAGUGUAUCCAUCAGCUUACUUACACUGAUGAUCCUGACCUCCAAAACACUUUUUUCUACAAACUCAGCAAGCAAAGGUCACUGGAGAAUUUCAAGAAUAUCGUUCUUCUAUCAUCUCCCCAGGAUGGUUAUAUUCCAUAUCACUCUGCGAGAAUAGAGUCGUGCAUGGCUGCUUCUGUAGAUAACUCCAAAAAAGGCAAAGUCUUUCUGGAAAUGUUGAACGAAUGCUUGGACCAGAUACGAGCACCAUCCCAAGAACAACGAAUUUUCAUGAGAUGCGAUGUAAAUUUUGACACAUCUUCUCAAGGCAGGAAUUUGAAUACCAUGAUUGGACGGGCUGCCCAUAUAGAAUUCCUAGAAACUGAUAUUUUUGCGAGGUUUAUCAUGUGGUCAUUUCCCAAUCUUUUUAGGUAAAAAAAUCUUCCUGUAAAUACCGUCUUCAAAUUAUCACACUUCACUACUAGUUUCGGCUCCUGGUAUUUAGGUAAGUUACAUGUUUGAGAGUGAUUCUCAAACUUUAAUAGAUGAGCCUCUCUAUAGACCUAACUAACCCCCACCACCAUUUGGAGCUGAGGAUUGAUUGCAGAUGUAACAAUGUAUAAUUGAAUUAUUCACCUACUUUUGACUUUAGGUGAAACCGAAACCAAUAUUGCUCACGUGUGGAAAAAAAACUUACUAUAGUAGGAUUCCACAGGUGUUGCCUUUAGACAACAAUUGUAUUUUGAACCUAGUACAAAUGUUUUGUGAUUGAUUUCCUUUUGUUUUGGUAACUAGAGCUUUGUUCAAUUGUCACAUAUACAAAUGUUUCCUCUUUCCCGGGUUUAUGAUUUUCGAGC